Molecule: messenger RNA, 6555 nt
Organism: Fusarium sp. VM40
Lineage: Eukaryota; Fungi; Ascomycota; Sordariomycetes; Hypocreales; Nectriaceae
Source: the annotation of a GenBank genome assembly
AUGGUCCAGCAAGCUCCUGUCCUCUUGGAUCACUUCCGCAGUCAAUUGCAAAAGCACCCUUUGUCAAUCGCGGUUGAGGAUGGCACAAAAUCCCCAGACCAGAAAACCUGGGAGUCCAUCACAUACGCUCAGCUCGACGCUCUCUCUGAGCAAUGGAGCAAGCGGCUUCGUCUCGCUGGCAUUGGCCCCGGCUGCGUGGUUCCCCUUUUAUCUAACAGAUCAAUUGCCAUGGUAGCCGCCACACUGGCAAUCUUGAAACUUCGCGCAGCUUAUGUGCCCAUGGACACAUGCUCGUGGGGACAAGAUAGAAUAGAAACCGUUCUCAGAACCGUCAGCCCACAGCUCAUCGUGUCAACAUCUACUUGUCCGCAGGAUCAGUACUCAUACCCAGUUUUGCAUUUGGGCCUCGAUAACUCCAGUGGCUUCAGUAAAAUAGCAGCGUGUAAUGGAUCUCGCUGCAUACCAGAGGAUGGGGGCUUCGAAGACAGAGGGAACGAUCUGGCAUACAUCAUCUUCACAUCCGGCACGACAGGGAAACCGAAGGGAGUGCAGAUCGGCCAGAGAUCCAUCUCUCUUUAUGUGAAAGAGGGAGGUGAUUUGCCAUUUAAUUUCAACACUAAACAUGGCACAAGGGUAUUGCUCAUCUGUUCAAUUGCUUUUGACGUCUGUGCCGGGGUCAUGUUCAAUACCCUCUGCAACGGCGGAACCCUUGUUCUGGCUGAUCCGUCUACAUUUGAAGUCGCCGCCAGAACAUGUCACAUUCUACCAUUGACUCCGAGUAUUCUUGUAACAUUGGACCCUGGAGCUAGCUUCGAUAGAGUGGAAGCGAUCUUCCUCGGCGGCGAAAGUCCAAGCCCAUCCCUGAUAGAGGCAUGGUCCUCUCCCCGCCGGAUGAUUUACAAUUCGUAUGGGCCAACCGAGACAACCUGUACAGCCCUUAUGGGGGAACUCAAGCCAGGAUGCCCUGUUACUAUCGGCUUUCCAAUCUCAUAUAGCACCGUCAUGUUGCUUGAUGAGGCUGGGGUGGAAACCACAGAAGGCGAAAUCUGCAUUUCUGGCCUAGGUCUGGCAUGGGGAUAUUUCUAUGACCCGGAUCGAACAAACAGCGCUUUUGUCAGAAGGGGGGAGACCAUGGUUUACAAGACGGGUGACUAUGGGAAAUGGACCGAGGACGGACUGCAAUUUUGUGGCCGCAGAGACAGUUUGGUCAAGAAUAGAGGGUUCUUGAUCAAUCUCGAAGCGGACGUCGAGCCUGCUUUGCGGUCCUUUGGCAAGGUCGACAGAGUAUCAGCUUUCAUGUCACAGGGCCGACUAGUCGCUUUCGUUACGCCAGUAUCUGCCAAGGAGGGACUUCGCGAUUAUCUUGCGAGUACCGUCUCCUCCUUCCUAGUCCCUGACACGAUAUACUCGCUAGAUGAGUUCCCCACGACAGGCAACGGCAAAGUCGACCGAAAAAGGCUCCUGCAUAUGCAUGAGCUAGAGCAAUCAUCAGAUACGGCCAGCCUUGAGAGUGGGCUUGAUCCAGUUGAAGCAGUUCGUAGAGGACUUUCACAUGUCCUCAAACUUCCAAGAUCUCGCAUUCUCCAGACAUCCUCUUUCCGCCAGCUUGGAGGCCACUCACUAGCAGCAAUCAUGCUAGUCUCGGCCCUCAAGGGAAUGGGGUUCGGUAUCAGUGUCACUCAAGUGCUUCAGUUGGAUACAGUUGGAACUAUAGCUGCGGCUGUCGAAACGUUUGCCGAUGAUUCGCAUGCUUUAUUCUCUCCUGAAGAUGCGACAGAACGGCUAAUGCAUGAGAUGACGACUACCCUGCCGCUUGAAGGUGCGACUCUUGCACCCAUGGCCGAUAUUCAAACCAGGAUGCUCAGCGGCAGUGUGGCCGCACCGGGUCUAUCAUUUAUCAAGACGUCCUUCACUUUCCAUCACCCGGGUAAAAAAGACCUUACGUCCGUCCUCCACGGUUCUUGGCACCGUCUUUGUCGGCGCCAUGAGAUCCUGAGAACGUCCUUUGUCCUAAGUGCAUCAAAUGGAGUCCAAGUGAUAACCAAGGAGCCGGGGUUCUCGUGGGGAGAAGACAUCGUCAAGGAAUCUGAACGGGAAUCAGUCUGUCAACGCAAAGAGCUUCUAGAUGUGGAAGACUUUGUAGACUUUGACGUAGAGGAUCAAGCGUCACUAUCAAGAGUUGUUCUAAUUGUUGCCCCCAACAAGCAAACGCGGUUCAUUUGGACAGUCCAUCACAGCUUGAUCGACGGAUGGUCGAUGGCAACUCUUAUGCGAGACUUUGCCGACUGUCUCGAAAACAGAACAAUGCCGGCACCACCGCAAUUUUCUCAGGUUGUCCAAGAGAUAGAUCGGCUCAAGGUCGAGUCCUCAGCUAGGGCUGUCUCAUUCUGGAAAAGAUACUUGGAUCGAUAUACACCAGUCCCAAGGCUUCGAGUAUCACCACCCACUGAUGUCAGUGACUAUACACAAGCAUCUUUAUCGCAAAGAUUAACCGUUAGUGUAUCUGAACUGGAGGAUGCGGCCAAAGAUCGAUUUCAAGUUUCACCAGCCACUUUGCUUUACGCCGCUUGGGGACUUCUCAUUUCCAGGUACUCAGGAACAGACCGAGCAGUACUCGGCGCUGUUCUGUCUGGAAGGAGCUUACCGAUACCUGGCAUAGAGAACAUUGUUGGCCCAUUGAUUAAUGUAUUACCACUGGCCAUAGAUUCUCGGGAGGAGCAGUCAGCACACAAUUAUGUGCAAGCUGUGUUCAGAAGUCUAUGUGAUCUCUUGGAAUUUCAGUGGUCUCCUGCUGCGUUGAUCCAAGAUGGCUGUGGAUGCAACCCUGCAGAGCUCUUCGAGACACUUUUUGCUUCGCAGUAUGGCUUCCCAGAAUCUCCUUGGAAUUCACUCGAUGUUCCUCAACCUAGCGAUAUCCGCUAUUGUGAGGCCACUCAAGUUCCACUUACUGUUCUGUUGAACAGUACUGAGGGCCACUUUGACGUCCAAUUCAUUUAUCGCCGGUCACAUUUCAGCAAUGCCGUCGUCCAGAGGAUGAUCUCUCAGCUCGAUAAUCUCCUCUCGUCCCUGACUACUGCGGAUCCAGACACAGAAUUGAGAAACGUGACGGGGAGAAUGCUCGAGGAAGAUGGGCAGUACGAAAUAUCGAAUGUAAAAUCUAGGCUGCUGGACAGCUCUGGCGAAGUGCCGCACAACCUAGUCGAGGCUGUUGAAAAUUCCAUCCAGGCGCAUCCUGACAUGUAUGCAGUCGAAGCACCGACGGGGAGCCUCACAUAUCGAGAGUUUGGAAGACUGACAGAGCACAUUGCCGAGUGUAUUCUGCAGCACAACGGACGGGCCAGUGUUGUCUGCGUGGUGAGUGAUGGUUCCCUGCUUUGGCUUCUUGCCAUGAUUGCAACAGUUCGAGCAGGGGCUAUCUACUGUCCAAUCGAUGAGAAACUGCCUCGUGUCAGAAAGGAUUACAUGAUGAAAAGCAGUGGAGCUACAUUGGUUCUAUUUACCAAGUCCAGUCAGGAGCCGGUAUACGACGGUAUGACGUCUUUAGUCAUCGAGUCCAUUAUAGCGAGCAUGUCUUCAGCUUCUGCAUCAGCCACUCCCGUCAGCCAUAAUUAUCGCAGCGGCGAUGAUAUCGCUUGCUUGAUCUUCACUUCAGGAAGUACGGGCUUACCAAAAGCCGUCCAGCUGCAGCACAAAGGCAUUCUUAACGUAGUCUCCCAGCCAGAAGGUCGACUUUACUCCCGUCCGGGCCAGCGAAAUGCACAAAUGCUCUCUGUUGGGUUUGAUUGCUGCAUCAAAGAGGUCUUCUCCACCAUCUGCUUCGGAGCCACCUUGGUUUUAAAAGACCCAGAGAACCCUAUUGCCCAUCUUACGAAAGUUGAUGCAACCAUGGCAACCCCAUCCCUACUUGCAACCUUGGAACCCGAUCACUAUCCUAAUCUCAAGGUCAUCACCGUUGCUGGAGAGGCCGUGUCUCGGGUUCUUAACGAUAAAUGGGCUUCUGGAAGAACCUUGACCAAUGCGUAUGGGCCUGCCGAGUGCACUUUAAUAUCGACCACAGCAAUCCUCCACCCGGGAAGCAAAGUGUCGAUCGGGAAGCCACUCCCAGGCUUGUCAUGUCAUUUUCGCGACUCCCUUGGACGCCCUGUGCCCAAGGGAGUAAGUGGAGAGAUAUAUAUCUCGGGAGUACAGGUUACUCCUGGUUAUCUUCACAACGAGCAGGAAACAGUCAAACGCUUCCUUAGCGACCCGCUAAGUCCUGGCCAAACAAUGUUUCGGACAGGAGAUAUCGGGAGAAAGCUAGAAAAUGGGAGCAUUGAGUACAUCGGACGAGAAGACGAUCAGAUUAAGCUCCGCGGCUUUCGAAUCGACCUUGGAGAAGUUCAAUGCACAAUCUCUAAUCUUGCCACUGAAGCCAAACACGUUACCCUAGUUGUGUCUAACGGUAAUCUGAUUGCCUUUAUGACGCCUGAGAACAUCGACGUCGAGAGCUUAACUAAAAGCCUGGAGUGGCACCUCCCGCAUUACGCCGUCCCCCAUCAAAUCAUCGCCCUUGCAAAACUCCCUACUUCGGCAAACAACAAGGUCGACUCACUUGCAUUGCAAAUGUACCUGAAAGAUCGAAGAACUAGCGGUGUUACUGUCGAAGGACCUGAAACGGAUACACAGCGAACUCUUGCAGCCAUUUGGGCAGACGUGCUUAAGCGCGAUCUAAACCAGAUGCCUAUCGGGCCCACUGACCGUUUCUUUGAACUCGGAGGACACUCCUUACUGCAGAUCAAAGUCGCUCAAGCCAUUUCCAAACACUGGGAUAUACGGCCAUUACCGCUCCAGCAUGUCAUUCGCCACCAUAGCCUUCGGGAUCUGUCAUUUGCCAUCGAUGAGCUCUCAAGUGAUUCGACAAGCAAGGUGUCAACUACACCAUUCCUUCAGACAUCUCCGGUGCCAAGAGACGGCCAACUUCCUCUGUCGUACCUCGAAAAAGAAAUGCUACUCAACCACCUCAUAUCUGGCGGCUCUCCGGCAGGAAACAUGAACUUUGUCUGCAGUAUUCGAGGCAAUAUCAACGCCGGGGUCUUGGCAGAUGCGUUUCACAGAGUUACUGCAGAUGUCGAAGUGUUUCGAACCAGGUAUUCUGUUGUAGACGGCACUCUCUUCCGACAACAGGCUCCUACAACUAAGAAUAUUCCUUGUGUGGUCCAAACUGGCAACCUCGACUCAUUUGUCCACCAGAAAAUCACCAGAUCUUUCGAUCUGAGUACAGAACCGCCAUUAGACGUCUCAAUCAUUAUAGGGAACCCAGUGCAAACAAUGCUGGUAAUUGUCAUGUCACACGUCGUCGGUGACGCAGUCACGAUGGCAACUUAUCUCAAACGAGUCUCUCAGACAUAUCAUCUCCUAACUUCAAACGUCUUAGCGGCCAACCUCACGCCCACACCAGAUGCCUUGGCCUAUAUUGACUGGGCGCAAUGGGCUUCAGCACUCGAAGACAAUCAUCGUGCCCUCUCAUUCUGGUCAUCCUAUCUUUCCAACCCCCCAUCGCCGCUUACAUUCGGCAAUCCUUCCUUAGGAGCAGUAACGUACAUGGGCCUUACUCGCUCCUGGACGCUUCCUUCCUCAAUGCACCGCAGCUUAUCUAAGCUUGCAGAGAAAUCUACAGUAACGAUGCAUCAGCUCAUCCUGGGAGCCGUAUUUAUUAGUCUGCAGUGUGUUGAUCACCGAGACGACAUCAUCCUCGCAGCCCCUUUUACCCACCGCUCAGAGCCUGGCACUGAGUCGAUCCCAGGCCUCUUCCUCGACCGACUCCUUCUCAGGGUUCAACGGCUUCCUGGCCAGAACUCCCUCUUCGGGUUCCUCUCCUCAAUACGUGAAACUAGUCAGCAAGCUCUGGCACACAUCAUUCCCUACCAGUCCCUCUGCUCUCAUCUUGGCCACAAACCAAGCCUCAUCAACCCUCUCUUUAAAGUCAUGGUAGCCUACCACAUCGCCGCUGAACAGCAGUCCCUACUUGAGCUUCACGGCGCAGAAGUCCAGCCCAUCCCGUGCCGUGAAACAGGCGGGUCCAAGUUCCCCUUAAAGGUUGAGUUCACCGAGACAGCAGUUGAAGAUCUCCAGGUUGACCUGGAGUAUGACUUGGGAUGCAUCAGUGAAGAUAUCGCCAUGAGGCUUGAAUUCGCCCUUUCUUUUACGUUACAGCUUAUGGUUACUGAAAAGGAUGUUGGGGAUAUUAUUCAGCUGGUUGAGAUGUCAUUUCGUCCUGGUACAGAACAUGGACAAGAGGAAUCGGUCUCAGGGCAGACUAACGGAGAAAGUAAGACAGAUUGUCUUAUGGAAGUGACAUGGCCUGUAAUGAGCGUUGUGGGUGCAGUUUCUGAGUGUCUUGGACUCGAAGCCGAGGCAGUAAGCCCUGAGAAGUCAUUUUGGGAUCUGGGUGGUCAGAGCAUGGAUGCUCUGAAACUUCAACACCUAUGCGAGAAGCGAGGAGUGCGGGUGGGACUACGGGAUAUCUUCAUUUCCCGCAACAUUGUAGAGCUAUCAGCUUGCGCUGAGGCUAUGUAG